AUGGCUCCUCCAAUUUGUCUUCGGGGCCCACCGGAGCUCCACCUUGACCUCCCCAUCUGCACCAUCAUCAAAACCGAUCAAGAAAACCCUCCACUGUGUAAAGGCCAUUCUUCUUCUUCAACCCCACCCUUAAACCCUUGCCUUGAAUUCUUCUCCAAGGCCACCACAUACUCUGAUAAACCCCAACAAAACCCUCCCAUGUAUCAGCCGCAGAAGGAUCUGACAGAAUAUGAAGCAGAGGCAUGGAAGCAUGACCCUCACACAACUCUCAGGCUCAUAUUUUGCCUGAGAAUGAUUUUUGGGGAAUUGGGUUGGUUCAAAGAUCUGUUGGAGGUUCUCUAUAGGGUUUUGCAGAAAUCCAUAGAUGAAGCAAAGAAAAAAUCCAUAGAUGAAGCGAAGAAAAAAUCCAGAGAUGAAGCAAAGAAAAAGGAAGAAGAUGAGGAGGAGAGACGGAAAGAGUAUGGGAAGAAACGUUCGAAUGAAUGGCAGAAACCUAGGAAUAGGUAUUGGUCCAACUAUGACGAAAGUGAUGUGGAGGAAGAGAAGGAAGAGAUCAAAACAGUCACAGAUGUUCGCAUGGCCAUGGCUAAAAGCGCGGUUGAUAGGUACCAAAACGACCUUGAAUAUCGGUUCUUGCAUGAUCGUGUAUCGGAGGUGUUUGUGGAGAUGCUGACAUCAGAUAUCUUGUCUUUGGAGUCUGGUGAGAUUGAACAUAUCAGCACUGCUUCCAAAUUCUGUCCUUCGAUUGAUUCAUCUUACGACAGAGCAACUUUGAUAUGUGAAAACAUAGCAAGGAGAAUGUUUCCACGCCAUAAUUUUGGAGAGUACAAAGAUGUUGAAGAAGCUCAUUAUGCUUAUAGGGUCCGUGAUCGACUGAGGAAACAAGUACUUAGCCCCCUGCGCAAGGCAUUGGAGCGCUUACCAGCUGCAAAACAGAACAACAAGUCAUCAUCAUUGUUCAAGAACCGCAAGAGGCUGAUUGCUUUGGAAAUCUACAGCAAGAUCAUUGGUUGUGGCGAUGGUGGAGGCCGUGAUGAAAGAAGAUUGCAAAUUAAGGGUUACAUGAAGCUCGUGGACAUACUACUACCAAAGAAAACUAUUGUCGACAUGUGCUUUGGUGAUGGGCUAAAGCUUCCUCACCAUGUGGUGGCCUUGUUGGAGAAGGAACAUGGCGGUGAUGAUGAGAUUGCAGAGGUUCAAUGGCGGAGAUUAGUCCAAGAGUUUUCGAACAAAGGGAAUCUCAGGAAUUGUAUUGCAGUGUGUGAUGUCCCGGAGCGCAUGAGAGGGACAUUGAAGGAGAUGGUUUGCAUUUCAAUGGGGUUGUUGGUUUCUGAGCUCAGCGAAAAACCUUGGCAAGGUUCUGUUAUCCCGCUCAGUGAUUUUCCAAGGCUGCACAAAGUUGAAGGAGACAAUCUCCAGUCGAAAUGUGAGUUUAUGAGGAACAUAGAGUGCGCAGAGAAGGUGGAUUUUUCAAAGAUUUACAAUCGAGUUCUGCAGAUUGCCAUGACAGAGAAGCUGAGCAAUGCCAAGAUGCCUAAAAGUAUUUUUGUGUUCACAUACAAGGAAUUUGACAAGGCCUCUAAGAACGAUUGGGUGCUGGAUUAUAAGGACGCUUGGAAUAAUUACAAAAAGAGAGGGUAUGCAACUGUGCCGCAGUUGGUGUUUUGGAAUCUUAAGGACUCAAUUGCUGUGCUUGAGGUCAUUGGCAGCCCUGUGAAGAAUCACAAUGCAGGGAUAAUUGUCACUGGGUUUUCCAACACUCUGCUCAGUCUUUUCUUUAAAGGCGAGACGAAUUCGAGAACAUAUGCAGCUCGAGUAGAUCAGGUACAUGCUGGGAUUGAUGUACUGUCAGGGCUGAGGCUUACUCCAAAUGCUGAGGAUGUGAUGAAAUGGGCAGUUUCAACCGAAGAGCUGAGGAGCCUCUUUAUAUUGGAUUGA
Messenger RNA from Prunus avium (sweet cherry), 1938 nucleotides. RefSeq lists its product as uncharacterized. The record is from RefSeq and is a predicted model, not a curated record. NCBI's taxonomy places the organism in Eukaryota, Viridiplantae, Streptophyta, Magnoliopsida, Rosales, Rosaceae.